ACAUAUAUAUACACUCAGGCGCGGCUAACGAUCUUCUUAGUUACUGCGAGCCGUGCUGAGGAUUGCUUUGCACAGACCGCCACUCGCUAACAACACGGACGAACCGCAGGAGCGCCGCAGCGAGCGUGAGUCGAUAUGGCUUCCAAGCACGACAAUUUCAUGGACAAACUCAACUGCGUCUGCAGCAUCGACUCGGAACAGUUUGUCGAAUGCUGGAAACACUACGAUAUGGACGGUAAUGGCUUCAUCGAAGGCGAGGAGAUGGACAAGCUGUUCAGUGAUCUUAUACACAUGGCCGUGAAAGGACGG
Molecule: messenger RNA, 309 nt
Organism: Priapulus caudatus
Lineage: Eukaryota; Metazoa; Priapulida; Priapulimorpha; Priapulimorphida; Priapulidae
Product: calretinin-like
Molecular function (GO): calcium ion binding
Source: RefSeq, a predicted model, not a curated record